CUUGCUUUGAGCUACAUGAGGAAGAGGGCAAACAUCUAUACCGUCAUUUCCUCCUUGCCCAUUAUCCCAAUUACAGCAAAGAUGCGGUCCUCCCUAGCAAUCUUGACCGCUACCAUUAUCGGAACAGUAGCGGCCUCCGAUUCCGAAUACAAGACUGCGACUAGCUAUGUCAUCGUCGGUGGUGGUCCUGCCGGGCUAGUCCUCGCGGCUCGGCUUUCAGAAAGUGGACGGAAUCAAGUGACCCUGCUCGAGGCUGGUCCAGACACGAUUAACAAUGAGCUGCUUCAAGUCCCUGCACAGUACCCCCUUGGUGGCGCCGGCAAUACUUGGAACUACACGGCAGCCCCAGACCCAAAUUUGGGCGGUGCCACGACAAACCUGGCUCAAGGGUGGGGUCUUGGAGGCGGAACCGCGGUGAAUGGCAUGGCUUACUGCCGUGGAGCCUCCUCAGUCUUUGACGGCUGGGCAGAAGCGUCUGGCAACUCAGGGUUGGCCUGGGAGUCGAUCUUCCAGGACUUCCUCGAGGUGUCUCACUACACAGAGACUUUCGGCGCAGACUACGAGCAAGUGGUCAACAAGACCGCCUACGGCAACGGAGAGAUAGAGAUUAGCCGCACCAGCGGCGUCACAGGCUUCGAAGAGCCCUUCAGUGCGGCUUUGGAGGCGGAGCUCGGCUUGCAACAGGUCGAUUUGAACGACGGCUCCGGACUUGGUCUCGACAGAGGUCUUUCAUCCAUCUUAGCCCUGGAACGCAGGAGGUCUUAUGCCCGGACCACAUUCGGCGCCGCCGCGAUGGAAAGAGCCAAUGUCAAGAUCAUUCCCAAUGCAUGGGUGAAAAAGGUCAACUUCGAGGGCAAGACUGCCACGGGUGUUGAGUACGUGCUGGAUGGCCAGACGCAGACGAUCAACGCGGACGAGGUCAUUGUCAGUGGCGGUGCCGUCAACACCCCCAAAUUGCUGCUGCUCUCUGGUGUUGGGCCUGAGGCGCAGCUGUCCAAACUUGGUAUCAACGUGGUCCACGAUAGCCCCGAGGUUGGCCGCAACCUGCGCGACCACCCCUUCGCCGUCGCCGAGCUCCUGGUUACUCCCGACAUCAUAACCUUGUAUCAGUGGCUCAGCAACAACACCGUGUCUGCUUCCGCUGCAGAUGAGUAUGCCACCAACCGCAGCGGGCCUCUGGGCUGGAACAACGGCUUUGUUUACGGUACCUUCCGAGUGCCUGACGAGGAGUUUGCCAGUGUCGAGAAUGCCACGCACUACACCGAUCUUCCUGCGGAUCGCCCGCACUUGUUGAUCGAGUACAGCGGCGUCCCCUUUAUCCCGGCCGAUGAAAGCGCAGUGACGGUGUUUGUUGCCCUCGUGCAGCCAGAGUACACCGGAAACAUAGAGCUGAGUUCAGACGACUACACCAAACAACCUGUCAUCAACACCAAUUACUACGGCACCGACGCAGAUAAGGUGGCUAUCAAGUACGGGUACAAGAAGCUACUUGAGAUCGUCGGACACGACGCCAUCAAGAGCAAGACCGUGGGUGAGCUGUAUCCAGGCUUCUCGGUCGACUCGGAUGAGGCCGUCUGGAGGGCGAUCCAGGGCGCAACCUUCUCCUUCUCGCACCCUGUUGGCUCUGUCGCCCUCGGCAAGGUCCUUGAUGCGCAUUGGCGUAUCAAGGGCCUGGAAAAUAUCCGUGUCGUCGACUCUAGCUCGUUUCCCUUCCCGACUGCCUGCCAUCCACAGUCAGCGGUCUACGCGUUGGCUAACCGGGCGGCCAAGGAUAUCCUCAGUGAUGACCAGAAGGCAUGA
Diaporthe batatas is the source of this 1800-nucleotide messenger RNA. RefSeq lists its product as uncharacterized. Gene Ontology annotation, molecular function: flavin adenine dinucleotide binding; oxidoreductase activity, acting on CH-OH group of donors. The coding region runs from base 16 to 1800 and encodes 594 amino acids. NCBI's taxonomy places the organism in Eukaryota, Fungi, Ascomycota, Sordariomycetes, Diaporthales, Diaporthaceae. The record is from RefSeq and is a predicted model, not a curated record. The transcript has 2 exons.